Messenger RNA from Plasmodium yoelii, 894 nucleotides. Its product is annotated as PIR protein. The coding region runs from base 1 to 894 and encodes 297 amino acids. The record is from RefSeq and is a predicted model, not a curated record. The transcript is spliced from 3 exons. Lineage: Eukaryota; Apicomplexa; Aconoidasida; Haemosporida; Plasmodiidae.
AUGGAUAGCGAAAUAUGUAAGAAUUUCAUUUAUGUAACGACAAAAUUUCCAGAUAAAUUGGACACUGACGGAAAGUAUUAUUUUAAUGAUGAUGGACAUUUCAAACAGUAUUGUAGUAAUCAAAAUUGUGUUAAUGAGCUCGAAAAAAUUAGUGCUGGGUGUUUAUAUUUGUUUGAUACAUUCUUUAAGGAUUCUUCUGUGUUUGAGUCUGUUGCAAAAAGUAACAUCAAUAUUGUUGAUUAUAUUAUCAUAUGGUUAAGUUAUAUGUUAAACCUAAAACCACCAGGAACUAAGAGCCAUUUAGAACAUUUUUAUGAAACAAAUAUAAAUAAUGAUAAGUAUACAAAGCCUAUAGACAAUGUUGAAGGUUGUAGUAAUUAUAAAGCACUUAUAGAUAAAACAAAUCUGAUGAAUAUGGAUAUUAAAUAUAUAUCUAAAUUUUAUGAAAUAUUUAAAUUAUUAUGUGAAAUGUAUACUGAAUUUGAUGAAAGCAAGAAAAAUUGCGCAGAAUGUUCGAAAAAAGCUAGUCAAUUUGCUAGCAAAUUUAAAGAACUUAGUGAAAAUUCUGAUAUUACUAGUAAUAGCCCCUAUAAUAAAGUAUUGUGUAUUUUAUCAAAUGAUUAUAAUAAGUUAAAAAAGAAAUGUAACGAUAGUUCAUUGUUUCCAACGAUAGAUAAAACAAAAAUUACUAUAAAAUGUCCUGAACAAUUUUCUGAAGUUACAUCAAGUUCGUCGACAGCAAACAAAUUAUUUAUAGUUUUAUCGAUAUUUGGUGCAAUAGCAAUUUUUUUGGGAAUUUCUUAUAAGUAUUCGUUAUUUGGAUUUCGGAAACGAUUUCAAAAACAAAAAUUAAGAGAAAAAAUAAAAAAUAUAAAGAAGAGAAUGAAUCAUUAA